AUGUCAGGGGUGUUACCGUACACGCAUGCGUUCGGCAGCGUUACGUCACUCUCCCGCGCCGCCGCGCUGCUGCGCUAUUGGCGGUCGGCGGAGACAACCGAACCGAUCCCCGCGCGUCUCACCAAGCAUCCUAAGCCUUUGUCCUCCAACCCGAAACUCGAGGAGAAGGCAUCGGCUUCCCACUCCGCGAAAGCUGCCUUUCCGGAUGGUCAAGUCCCGACCCUUACACCAGCGUCUGCCGAGUGGCUCAAUGAGUUCGGCAAGGACGCCAACAUGCAGCACCGCAUGGCGUCUGAGAUCUGA
Messenger RNA from Laetiporus sulphureus 93-53, 303 nucleotides. RefSeq lists its product as uncharacterized. The record is from RefSeq and is a predicted model, not a curated record. The transcript has 2 exons. Bases 1 to 303 code for a protein of 100 amino acids. NCBI's taxonomy places the organism in Eukaryota, Fungi, Basidiomycota, Agaricomycetes, Polyporales, Laetiporaceae.